AAUAAGGUAGUAACAUUAUUACAAAUGGAGGAUAGUGCGUAUAACUAAACACUCUCUAUUAUCUUUGUGAACAAUGUUGCAUUUAUAGGAAUGAAAUCAUAGCCUAGAAUCAAAUUAUUAUAUUAUUGUAAUAAUAUUAUUGUGUGCGAUAUUGAAAAAAGGAAAAGAAGGAUUGACUGAACGUAUAUUAAAAUACGAGAAAGAUGAAUUUAAAAUCGCUAUUUAAUUUUAAUACAUCUUUACAUAUACGUAGGCAAAAUAUAUUAAACAGUAGAUAUUUUACUUCAAAAACAGAGAAUGAUGUUAUUGUUGACGGUAAAAAAUCCAUUUAUGAAAUCGCAGAAGAGACGCCUAUUUAUGAACACGAUCAGCAAGAAAAGAAUAAUGAAAUUGAAAAAAAAAGGAAUAAGUCGAGACUUAAUCCGCAUCAUAGAAAUAUAUUAUUUGGACAACGUCCUUACAACGAAUCUAUUGAAUGGUUUCAUAAUACUGUGAAAUAUAAGAAGCGUAUGUUAGGUAAGUAUGGUAUGAAAGCAGUAGGAGUACCAGCAGGGUUUGCUUGGCCAACGCCAGAAGAAGUUGAAGAUAUGAAGGAAUAUGAAAGAGUUGCUUAUCCAUAUAGUAUUCAAGAGGAAUGGGCUAGGAUAGAAGAGGAAAAAAGACAAAAGGCAGAAGCUAUAAAGGCUAGAGAAGAUGAUAUAUCUCAAAAAAUGGCUAAACUGGACAAAUGGAUGAACGAUUUGAAUACAAGACUUGCCAAGAAAGAAGCAGAUUUAUUAGAAGCAAAGAAACAUAAAGAACGUUUAAUAGAAGAAGUUAGAUAUCAGCUUGGAUUUGAUGUACCUAUACAUGAUGAGAAAUUUAAAGCAGCAAUGGCAGAAAAAGAGAAGGAAGAGAAAAAGAAAUUGAAAGAGGCUAAAAAGAAAUUAAAGGAAGAAAAGAUGUUAGCUAAAUUGAACAAACAUUCGCAAACCAAUGAAAACGCAACUACUGUACCAUCUUCGGAUGAGCCAAUAAAAUAAACCAUGCUAUAUAA
This is a messenger RNA of Vespa velutina, 1036 nucleotides long. RefSeq lists its product as uncharacterized. The record is from RefSeq and is a predicted model, not a curated record. The transcript is spliced from 2 exons. Gene Ontology annotation, cellular component: nucleus. The coding region runs from base 204 to 1022 and encodes 272 amino acids. Lineage: Eukaryota; Metazoa; Arthropoda; Insecta; Hymenoptera; Vespidae.